GCCGGAGACAUCCGCCCAGGCCCGCUUCCGGGAGGAAGUGACGCACGCAGCCAGCUUCCGGUCCGGGAGGCUCGGCCCCACCUCCGCGCCGAGCAACUUAAAGGGACCGCGACCCCCAGGAGGAUUGAAGGAGACCGGGAGGCUGCCGGCGUGGACCGUGGGAAGGCGGGGCUGGGGCUCGGCGGGAGGCCACCCCCGCAGCCGCCCCGGGAUGAGCGCGCCCAGCAGCUGCUGGACGCGGUGGAGCAGCGGCAGCGGCAGCUCCUGGACACCAUCGCCGCCUGUGAGGAGAUGCUGCGGCAGCUGGGCCGCCGGCGCCCGGAGCCGGCGGGUGGCGGGAGUGUCUCAUCCAAACCCGGGGCGCCCCCCCAGCCAGCGGUCUGCGCCAGAGGCGGUUUCCCAAAGGAUGCUGGCGAUGGAGCUGCGGAACCCUGACCGCUCCCGAGCCCGUGGCCCUGAGCUCUCUCCCUCCGGGGGGCUGGUGGCUGGACUCUGAACAACUGCCUUCAGUCAAGGACCAGUCUUCACUGGCAGCGGCUGGAACUUGGCCCUCAGCCUGGGGUGGCAGCUCUGCUAGCGGCUGGGUUCACUCCUUCCUGGCUGAUGCGGAGCUGAGCUUUGAAAUGUAGCCGAGGCACACCCAGCCCGAUGACCGGAGCUGGGCAGGCCAGCAGUGCUCGCCAGAGUGGUCUGGCCUGCUUCCGGGGAUCCAGGUGGUGUUACAUGUCCAUUUCAUGCUUCGGGGGCUCCAAGUCCCACACAACACUUUUAGCAGAGCCUUGAUUAAAAGGAAGCCUGCAGACUCUC
Myotis myotis is the source of this 807-nucleotide messenger RNA. RefSeq names its product chromosome unknown C1orf122 homolog (gene CUNH1orf122). Bases 292 to 435 code for a protein of 47 amino acids. The transcript has 3 exons. NCBI's taxonomy places the organism in Eukaryota, Metazoa, Chordata, Mammalia, Chiroptera, Vespertilionidae. The record is from RefSeq and is a predicted model, not a curated record.